GCGUUCGCGCUUCCGCGCCACAGUGUGAUUGGUUAACUUGCGGUUGCUAGUGAUUGAAUUUGUUUUGGACAGCUGUGUAGGUUACAUAGCUAGUCAUGUGUUUUUGUUUGCGUUUAGGCUGACUGCUUUAUCUCUCGGCUUUCUGACCUCACGGUAGAAACCAUGCUUUUAUACAUUGCAGCUGUACUUCUGUGGGCUGUUGUAGCUACAGAGACAAAAGCAGUCCCGUCUCUUCCAAAUUUUGGGAACAGCUAUCAUGUCAAAGGAGUGAUUUCUCUGCCAUACGCUGAGAUCAAGGAGCCAUUUGAGGCCUGGUUAGACCUAGCGGCAAAGUCCAGCCGAAUAGACUAUUACCAUGGCCAGGUGUCAACCUACCAGUUGGGGGCAGCGCAGCAGUGGGGUGUCGCCUAUAAAAUCACUCCUGAGACCACGGAGACGGAGCAGAAUGUGAUGAAGUGUUUCCAGGUCAACGGAACGAAGGAUGAAGCGGUCACAUCCCAGGCGUCGUUGCCUGAUGUCGCGGGCUUCCAGUUUCUGAGGAUGGAGUACUUCGGGGGUUCCCUGUGUGAAGUUUGGCAGAAUGUUACCACUGUGGGUUUAAAGAAGAACACCUACACACUGUGGGUGACCCAUGUAGAGAGAGGUGCGGAUGGCAAGGAAGAGCCUGCCACGCCGCUCCAUUAUGAGAUGAUGGGUUACAACACGCUGCUGGGGUCACAUUACGACAAAUACUACGUGGACUACAAAGAGUUCAGCACCCGUGUGGACCCUAAAGUCUUUUCACUGCCUGAAGGUAUGAGCUGUGGCGGAUUUCCUGGCCCAGGAGUGGAGCACCACUUGUUGGCCAAUCCAAUGAAAGAGCUCAUCCACACCUCGGCAUCAGGCCACACAGAGCACAUCUUCAACCAUUUCAAGGACAAGUUCCAGCGUCGGUACAGCGAUGAAAGAGAACAUGAAGAAAGGGGGCACGCUUUUGCUCAUAACCUUCGGUAUGUCCACUCCAAGAACAGAGCAGGGCUGUCCUUCUCUCUGGCUCUCAACUCUCUUUCAGAUCGCACCAUGUCGGAGCUGGCCACCAUGAGGGGAAGGAAACGAGGAAAGACCCCAAACAGAGGGCUCCCCUUCUUCUCAAAGCUUUACGAAGGAGUGAAAGUACCUGAGUCCCAUGACUGGAGGCUUUACGGUGCUGUGACUCCAGUCAAGGACCAGGCCAUCUGUGGCUCCUGCUGGAGCUUUGCCACCACCGGAGCAGUAGAGGGCGCUCUCUUCCUAAAGACUGGCUCCCUGCAGGUUCUGUCCCAGCAGAUGCUGGUGGACUGUUCCUGGGGUUUUGGCAAUAACGGCUGUGACGGAGGGGAAGAGUGGCGAGGAUACGAGUGGAUCAUGAAACACGGAGGCAUCGAGACAACAGAAACUUACGGAGCCUAUAUGGGAAUGAAUGGAUUUUGCCAUGUGAACAAAUCCCAGCUUACUGCACAAAUCCAGAGCUACACCAACGUGACGUCAGGAGAUGCCGAGGCCCUUAAGCUGGCUAUCUUUAAAAACGGGCCGGCGGCCGUCAGUAUCGAUGCUUCACAUCGAUCGUUUGUUUUCUACAGCCACGGCGUCUACUAUGAACCGGCUUGUGGUAAUACAACUGAUUAUUUGGACCAUGCCGUGCUCGCAGUGGGAUACGGCUCCCUGAAUGGGGAGCCAUACUGGUUGGUAAAGAACUCAUGGUCCACCUACUGGGGCAAUGAUGGCUACAUCCUCAUGUCUAUGAAGGAUAACAACUGUGGCGUCACCACUGAUGCUACAUAUGUUACACUGGCAUAGAUGUGUCCGUGUGUGUGUCCGUGUGUCCGUCCAAAUGUGCCACUAUGUGAGUGCCUGAGGAUGAAUGAUGCCUAAUGCUGGAUGUGUUAAGCUGUCAACAUGUGGUUAUCAAAUCAAACUGAGAUACUUUGUGAUAACAAUGUGUUAAUCUUUGCAGUUGAAUAGCUGCAGUGCCUUCAUUUCAGUUGUACAAAAUACAGUACCCGUUGUGACAUUUUUGUUGUGCUUUUUAAUUUGUUGCCUUCAAAUGCACUGGGCUGGAAUCAAUGCAAUAAAGAAAUAGGAAAGUU
Etheostoma spectabile (orangethroat darter) is the source of this 2105-nucleotide messenger RNA. RefSeq names its product digestive cysteine proteinase 2. The record is from RefSeq and is a predicted model, not a curated record. Gene Ontology annotation, molecular function: cysteine-type peptidase activity. Bases 163 to 1815 code for a protein of 550 amino acids. Lineage: Eukaryota; Metazoa; Chordata; Actinopteri; Perciformes; Percidae. The transcript is spliced from 11 exons. Gene Ontology annotation, biological process: proteolysis.